Didymodactylos carnosus is the source of this 1101-nucleotide messenger RNA. NCBI's taxonomy places the organism in Eukaryota, Metazoa, Rotifera, Eurotatoria, Philodinida, Philodinidae. The record is from the annotation of a GenBank genome assembly.
AUGAUAACAGCCGCUCCUAAAACAGGUUGUAUGCGAACAAUGUUAAAGUUAUUUUUUAUAACAAAAUUUAAACAAUUGUGUCAUUACAAUAAUAAUCCAAUGCGUUUCCAUUCUACUUCAUACAUUCAACCGUCAUCAGCAAAACAUUCUUUAAUACCAAUUUUAGAUUUAACAAAUUCAUAUCGGUUUUCGACUGAUCGUAUAGAAUUAGCCCAUGAAAUCGAUGAAAUAUGUAAAAAUAUUGGCUUUUUUAUUAUCACAGGACAUUCCAUAAGUGAAAAAAUACAAGAUGAUAUGAUGAAAGUGUCAAAACAGUUUUUCGAUUUACCAUUACCAUUAAAAAAGGAGAUUUCUGGCUCAAAAGACUAUCCUUAUGGUUAUAACGGUUUGAAUGAUGAAAAUUUAUCUCGAGGAUAUGGAAAAUCAUCAUCAUCAUCAUUAGCAGAUAUAAAAGAAAGUUUUUCGAUUGGACCCUAUAAUGAAGAUCCAAUACGUUGGCCAACAAAACCUGAGAAUAUGUCAACAAUUUGGUUACAAUAUUAUAAAGAAUGUGAACGUUUAGCUCAACAUUUAUAUAAUAUAUUUGCAUUAGCAUUAAAUUUAGAUUUAAAUUGGUUCGAUCAAAAAAUAGAUACACAUCGUUCAGCAUUACGUUCAUUACAUUAUCCGUCAGUUUCAUUGCCAUUAAUAGAUAAUCAAUUUCGUUCUAGUGUCCAUACUGACUAUGGAUCAUUUACAAUACUAAAACAAGAUUCAAUUGGUGGAUUACAAGUAGAAAAUCGUCUUGAUGGAAAAUGGAUUGAUGUGCCAUUUGUGCAAAAUAGUUUUGUUAUAAAUUUAGGUGAUUUAAUGUCUCGUUGGACGAAUGAUCGCUGGGUAUCAACACCACAUCGUGUUAUUGUCCCAUCACAAAAUUCAAAAGAUGGUUUUUCUGUAGCACGUCAAAGUAUUGCCUACUUUAGUCAAAUAAAUCCAAAUGAAAUUGUUACAUGUAUUCCAACAUGUUGUUCUGUCGAUAAGCCAGUGAAAUAUCCACCAAUUAAAUCAUGGGAUUUAGUCAUGGAGAAAUAUUUAGCAUCAACAGGAAAAAAAAUUAAAUAA